Acanthoscelides obtectus is the source of this 591-nucleotide messenger RNA. NCBI's taxonomy places the organism in Eukaryota, Metazoa, Arthropoda, Insecta, Coleoptera, Chrysomelidae. The record is from the annotation of a GenBank genome assembly.
AUGACGUCAAACGUAGAGGAUGCCAUAAUGGCAGCAGCAGCUUGCGUACCCAAAUAUCAAGAGGAAUGGCAACAGAUUGCAAAUGAUUUUGACCAGAAGUGGAAUUACCCUCACUGUUGUGGCAGUAUCGAUGGAAAACACAUAUGCUUACAAGCUCAAAUAAAUACUGGAAGCGACUAUUUCAAUUACAAGGGAUUUUUCAGCAUAGUGCUUUUAGCUAUAGUGGACGCUACUAUUGCUUUACGUUGCCAAGGUCGUUUGUCUGAUGGUGGAGUAUUUGCUAAUACAACAUUUAAAAAGUUACUUGAAACCUCUUCCUUGAAUCUCCCAUCAAUGAAAGUUUUACCGGGAAGAAUAUCAUCAACUUCACCUUUUGUGUUUCUUGGUGAUGAGGCAUUUGCUUUACAGCCGCAUAUGAUGACACCCUUCCCAGGCACUCAACAGAAAGGGUCACCGGCUCGGAUUUACAAUUACAGACACAGCAGAGCCAGACGUGUAGUCGAAAAUACAUUUGGAAUUAUGUCUGUUAUAUUCAGGGUGUUUAGAAAACCAAUGCUUCUUGAGCCUCAAAACGCAGAAAGGGUAGUUUAA